Annulohypoxylon maeteangense is the source of this 4181-nucleotide messenger RNA. RefSeq lists its product as uncharacterized. The record is from RefSeq and is a predicted model, not a curated record. Gene Ontology annotation, biological process: protein polyubiquitination; ubiquitin-dependent protein catabolic process. The coding region runs from base 490 to 3996 and encodes 1168 amino acids. The transcript has 5 exons. Gene Ontology annotation, molecular function: ubiquitin protein ligase activity; protein binding. NCBI's taxonomy places the organism in Eukaryota, Fungi, Ascomycota, Sordariomycetes, Xylariales, Hypoxylaceae.
AUCGCAAAACAGCUGACUGAUCUAAUUACCUAGGUGCACGGUACCUAGUACCUGCCUUUCUAGGUACCUAGUAGUACAGUUAUAAACUCACCUAUCACAGAUAUUCUGGGAAUCUUCCACACAACCAUCACGUCGAUCGACGCAAAUGCGCAUAUACAUUUUGCGCAAACUCGGAUACCGGAUCAACCUAUGCAGGCUAUUUUGAUUGCAUUGCCAUCUCUCAUAUUUCCCUGUGCAAUCGGUAUCUUCUCGACGAGCUCGCAGCUAUUAUUACAGUCUGUCAGUCAUUAACGGUUUCGUAUCAUCACUUCGUCAAAUCCGACAAACGGUUCCUAGACCUCGCAACGGCCACAUCAUGUUGAUUUGCGCCACUUCAUAAAACGAGUAUGAUAUAUCGUGCUUCCAUACGGUGUAGCCGGCAUAUUUGAUGACCACCUAACCGAGACCCGAAUUCGACUUGCACGCCCGAACGGCUGCCACCUAUCCAACAUGUUUCCAACCUUUACCGGCAAUUCGAGGCGACCUCGAAAUGUCAAUAUGAGCGGCCAACGAAAUACAAACCCUUGGGCUACCAGUACCUCGAGCUGGUCCCAGCCAACCUCGGGUGCCUCCAGGACGGUCGCACAGGCACAAGUUGAACGUGAAAAGAGACAGAAAGAACGUGACGAGUUGAAUGCUGCCAAGAGACUUCAGAGGAUAUGGAGAGGGCACAGGGACAGACGGGGCUUCAAACAAGCAUGUCGAGAAGAGUUCGAUACUCUUUAUAGCCAGUCGAUAGGACACGAUCUUUCAGGUCGUGCGAUUAGUGCUAUGCCUCUUUUACUAGUUCUCUUCGAUCCAGUUCAAGCAGAUGAUCAACGGCGAUUGGAUCUUUUCAUUCAUGACUUAGUUAAUCUAGGACCAACACCUUCAAAUUUCAACCUUUUCAACCCUCGUUCCUGGGAUCGACUGGCCGAGCUCAUCGUGAAAGCUCUUGAGAAGCGUCCCGUUGGCUCGUCCAAAGUCCACCUGAGCAUAUUAGUUGAGAUUGUGAAAAGACGACAAGUCUCCGUUAUUCGCAUAUUAACCAAGUAUUACAAACUCCUCGCGAGGUAUUUUGAGCAAAGUAGCUAUGAGGGUAUCUCCGUAGAAGAACAAAAUGUGCUCGCUGAGGCAGCCACAGCUCCCCUGAUAUCCUCUCCAAAGCAAGAAAUCCAUACCUUGCAGGCGUAUAAGGCAUUCGCGUCCUCCUUUCUCACUUCCCCAAAUCUAUCCUUCCUGCAGAAAGACCCUGCGAGAAUUGCAAGCCAUGUGAACCUUCAUAUUCUAUCUCAAAGCGUGAUAGAUACCUACUCCAAACAACAAGAUGCUAGUAUCUUGUCGAAGAAUGGUUCGUUAUGGCUCUUGGUACAUUUCAUUGCCUUGAAUAGAACAACCCUUACUUCCCAAGGGACAAAAUACCUGGAGGCACUUUACCUCCAACUAUCCAUUCUCGUUGACGAUAUCCGAGUCCGUUAUCACCGGGAUAGUAGUCUCCUCAGAUCAAAGGAUGGUGACGAUAAUGCAUCGGACGAGAACGACGAUGAGGCUGAAGCCACAACCCGGUUAUCCACAUGGAUGACGAAUCAAUUAGAUUUCCUUGUAGAUGAGGACGGUAUUACGGAGCUCCUGGGUAGAUUAACUUCGACUGCAUUAUCUCCAGACCGCCUAUCCGAAGAUGCGAGUCUUCUUGCCGGUUACACGCUAGUAUUGCUGAGGUGUUUUCCAAGCCACAGUGACGACAUUAAAAUGCGUCUUUUCCAGGGCGAUAUCUCAGUGAUCGGUUUGGCUGGUUCUACGCUUAUGCCUUCCGUGAAGUAUUUUUGGAAAGCCGCCUCAAAUACUAGCGUAUUUAGGAAUAUCUCAGAAAACACGGCCCAGCACCUAUCCAUGUUCGAGUUUCUAGACCCAGAUCCAGUACGUGAUCAAGAAUGGCGAACCAUAUUACUAUUCCUGGAACUAUAUAACUUCCUUUUAAGACUCACCGAUGAUGAAGACUUUCUGCCUGCCGAAAGUCAAAUCAUCUCACAACAGAGUCUUGCAACUAUUCGAAUACGUUCCAGUGGUCUCAACCUAGAUGAAUUAAAACGGCUUAUCAAUUUCCUCAAGAGCCUCUCAUUUCCAAUGUACUACAAUUUAUCUGGCUUCAUGUCAUCAACUUCGAGAUCGGCACGGCUGGGCGCCAUGAUGGGCGUCGGUUCAGGAAACCAAACUUCGCGAGAAGAAGAGCCCAAAGCUGCACCCUCUUCACUUGCUGGAAUAAUCGGGAUGGACGUAUUAGGUUUGAGGAGUGUGUGCACAGCCACUAUGCGCUCUCUAUAUGAGAGAGAUUCUCGACGGCGCUUUCUACCAGGGGAUUUCUGGCUCAUGACUUCAAAAUUUGAUAUGGACGGUUUCAUGUCAGCCGUCGUCUUGGAGGAGCAACAGAAAGAUCAAAUGGAAGAAGAUGGAGAUGACGCCGAUGAUUCCGACGAAGAUGAACUUGAUACCUUCCACACCUCUGCUGGGCAGCGCCUCUCGCGUGCAGCACAGAUCGAAAGGCACAGGAGAUUGCGAAGAGUACAACGAGAACAAUUAUUAGCACAAGUUGGUCCCAAACUUGAAAUUCUUCGUAACAUGCCGUUUGCCAUUCCUUUCGAAGUCAGGGUUCAAAUAUUUCGUCAGUUUGUUCACCUUGACAAACUCAAGCGCCGUGGAGGUAAUGUCGAUCCUGACCGGUGGCGUAUAUCAGUAUUAUCUGGAGAUAUGGUUACUUCUAGAGGAAGAGACACCAUCGACCGCCACACAGCCAGGGUCAAACGUGGGAACGUAUUCUCCGACGCGUUCGACCAGUUCUAUCCACUUGGAGAGAGCCUGAAGGAGCCUAUCCAGAUUACAUUUGUUGAUCAGUUUGAUCAACCAGAAGCUGGUAUUGAUGGAGGGGGCGUCACAAAGGAGUUUCUAACCAGUGUCAUUGAUGAAGCCUUCAGUAGUAGUUCAGAUGGCAGUCACCUCUUUGCCACCAACAGCCAAAAUCUAUUGUACCCAAAUCCAACGGCAAUUGACGACGUCGCAGAAGUCCUUCACCAAUGCAACAUCGAAGAGAAUAGUACUGAUUGGAGAGACAGCUUCGCGGAUUUUGCUCGGCGUUAUGAGUUUCUUGGUCGGCUGGUAGGAAAAUGCAUGUACGAAGGCAUUCUUAUUGACAAGGCUUUCGCCGGCUUCUUUCUCCUCAAGUGGUCAGCAUCAGGGCAAGGUUCGAUGACUGAUUACCGUGCAAACUUGAACGAUCUACGAGAUUUGGACCCAGAGCUGUAUCAAGGGCUCAUCAACCUCAAGAAUUAUUCCGGCAAAGUAGUAGAUCUAUCUCUAGACUUUACGAUAACUGAUGAGGUUCAUACGGCUGAUGGGGAGGUGCGCACAAUAACCCGUCCGCUCUGCAAAAACGGCGAGGAUCUUGCCGUCACAAACACAAACCGCCCUCUCUACAUCUCGUAUGUUGUGAACCACCGGUUAGUAGCGCAGCCAUACCGACAAACCAAGGCCUUCCUUAGGGGUCUCGGAUCUAUCAUCAACCCAGCAUGGCUAUCCAUGUUCAAUCAAUCCGAACUUCAGCACCUCGUAGGCGGCGACAGCUCCGAGAUUGAUGUAGAAGAUUUGCGACGCAACACGGAGUACUCGGGCAUAUAUUCUAUUGGUCAUGAUGGAAUAGAACAUCCAACGGUGCAGAUGUUCUGGCAGGUAAUGCGAGAGUUCCAAGAUUCAGAGCGUCGGGAGGUGCUAAAAUACGUCACGUCAACGCCGAGAGCACCAUUACUAGGCUUCUCACAACUUAGUCCCCACUUCAGCAUCAGAGAUAGCGGCUCGGACGAGGAGAGAUUGCCCAGUACAAGCACAUGCGUCAACCUCCUGAAACUUCCACGCUAUAGAACGAAAAAAACGCUGAAGGGAAAGCUUCUCUAUGCCAUUCAAUCCGGAGCUGGCUUCGAUCUGAGCUAAGUGGAAGGCUGCGACAUUCCACUUCCGUCACAACUCUUCAGCAGGUAAACCCAUUUGGCUUGACUUAAUCACAUCACAAAGAGAUGUUGGUUAGGAUGUGUGCAAUUAGCUAAAAGUAGAAUGAAUUAAUAUUGAUGAUCAUGAAGUAAAUAAGUUGUCUCUCGUGAUUGAACAUUCACCAACUC